AAAUUUAAUUUAAUUUUAGUUGCAUAAGAAUUUAAAAAAAAAAUUGAAACAAUGCUAACUCAUGAAUAGUUCAACAAAAUGCAAGUUUCUCUAUCCUGAGGUCGAUGGAAACUAUGGUCAGUUACCCAUUAUUGUAUUUACAAGUGUUUCAAUGUGUAUCUCGAUACCUGGUAACAUCAUAACAGGUUUAACGAUUCUAAGAAACUUCAAGUUGCGAUCAGAACCUGCAUACCUUCUUAUCUGUUCAGUUUGCGUUGCAGACACAUUAGUCGGUGCCGCCGCUCAACCUUUUUUGAUAACAGCCACAGUGCUAGGUAUGAAACGCUCCUGUAUUUUGGACAAAGUAUACUUUGUGUUAGCAUGGCUUUCAUCUUGUGCAUCAACAUUAGGAGUUAUGACUAUUACAAUAGAUCGUUAUCUGUAUAUUGUUCACCCUAUGAACUACACAAUAUUAAUGACUCAACAACGUGCUACUAUUAUGAUAUUUAUUGUAUGGUUUACAUCCCUACUAUUUGCAACUAUGCCAAUAAUUUAUUACAACAUGUUAGCACUCCACAUUACAGCAUUAUCUGUCUUUAUAUUUAUAACCUCAUUUAUGACUUACACUUAUGGAAAGGUUUACUUUAAAUUAAAGGUACCAUCUACAUCUCUGCCUUUUUCAAGAAUACAUGGCAGAAAAACAAAAGUGCGAACACAAGCAUCGCGUACUAUUCUUAUGGUAGUAAUUGGCUUCUUUGGUUGUUGGUAUCCAUGGGUCAUUAUAAGUUUACUAGUUGCAAUUUCUAAACAACAAAACUCAUCUAAAGCUAACAUAACCCCAUCAUCUUUUAUAAUAAAGCUAUACUGGAUAUUUCUUACCUUAGGUUAUUCAAACAGUGCCCUUAAUGUAUUCAUUUAUAGUAGGAAGAAUACUAUUUUGCGUAAAGCAGUAGAGAAAUUUUUAGGAUUAAAAAUACGAAACAGCACAAUAGUAGGAUAUUCGCUAGAAAAAGAAGAAACUAAAAAAAGUAAAUUAAAUGAAAGCAAAUCAACUAUGGCAGAUUUAACAGAUUUAUGUCGCAGGUUUGCUAAAUUAAACAGAGUAUACCCACAAAAAUUGUCAAACAAACAAGUGAACUCAAUGGAAGUAAAUAACUAUGUUGAAAGAACUGACUCUAUUUGUAAAGUUGAUGCAGCUAUUUUAAACAGUUCACUAAUAUUUUUAAAAACAUACUAAAUACAGAAUUUUAUUCAUAAAACUUUAUUAUACAGAAAUUGUAGUACUUUGAAUUUUAGUUGUUAAAACCUAUUUAUAGUAGAAAAUUAUUUUAAAAUAUGUUUAAUUAAGACUACAUA
Hydra vulgaris (swiftwater hydra) is the source of this 1335-nucleotide messenger RNA. Its product is annotated as melanocyte-stimulating hormone receptor. Gene Ontology annotation, molecular function: G protein-coupled receptor activity. Gene Ontology annotation, cellular component: plasma membrane; cytoplasm. The record is from RefSeq and is a predicted model, not a curated record. NCBI's taxonomy places the organism in Eukaryota, Metazoa, Cnidaria, Hydrozoa, Anthoathecata, Hydridae. Gene Ontology annotation, biological process: regulation of metabolic process; adenylate cyclase-activating G protein-coupled receptor signaling pathway.